Messenger RNA from Effrenium voratum, 1947 nucleotides. The record is from the annotation of a GenBank genome assembly. NCBI's taxonomy places the organism in Eukaryota, Dinophyceae, Suessiales, Symbiodiniaceae.
GUGCUGUUGUGACAAGCCCGCAGUGAUUCGCCAUUCGGGUGAUUAUGUGGCGGCAUCAGCGAUCAGCUCACUUGAGGCAGGUGUUGCAGGUUCACAGUUUUCAUGCCGGCAAGGUUCCCCAGCCUCCUGGUGCUGACACAUUCCUCUCGCGCCGAUUUCCGCUGAGGUUCUCCUUGGGGAGGUUGAAGCCGCGGGGAUGCCAGGGGCCCCCCGUUUUUCCCUGGGCCUCAAGUCUCGGGCGCGUAAGCCUCAAAUCGCGGCCGCAUCUCCUCAAGCUCCUGCAGGACUUGUAGCCAGCUGCGGACACUCCAGGCGCCAUGGCCGCGGGCUUUGCGUUCUUCGGGACCUGCGUGGACACGCCGCGGCUGGGGGAAGUGCGGGGCCUGGAGGCGCCGAGCCUCUUGGUGGUCUCAGACGGCCGCAUCUCCCAGCGCUGCAUGGGGGCAGAGGCCCUGGAGAGGCGCAGGCAGCUGGAGCAGGAGGGCGUGGAGGUGCGUGUCUUGGAGCAGGGCGAGGUGCUGUUGCCCGGCUUCAUCGACGGGCACAUCCACUUCCCCCAGUUCUGCUUCGCCGGGUGCGGCAUCGACAUGCCCCUCAUGCACCCCGAGGGCUUCCUGGCGAAGUACGCUUUCCCCACAGAGGAGAGCAUGGGCGAGGUGGAGAGGGCCAAGGUGGUCUACCGUGCAGCGCUGGAGGUGUUAUUGCACUGCGGCACGACCACCGCCGUGAUCUAUGGCAGCCUUCAUUUGGGGGCCUCCAAGGUGUUGGUGGAUGUGGCCCUUGAAAGAAAAGGGCCCAGGGCUUUUGUGGGCAAGGUCUGUGCUGACAGGUACUGUCCAGACACAUACGUUGAGGAGACAGAGCAGUCCUUGCAAGACACCGAAGACUUUAUUCAGUACACCCAGAGUCGCCGCACUGGCAGUGAAGCACCAUUCUUGGUGCAGCCAGUGGUGACACCUCGCUUUUUGCCAACCUGUACACCGAAACUUCUGCAGGGUCUUGGAAGGUUGGCCGACAAGUACGGGUGCAUCAUCCAGAGUCACCUCAGCGAAUCCAUCGACGAGGUGGAGUUUUCUGCUACCUUGUUCCCUGGCCAGACGGAUGCCGAGGUCUUCCACCAGUUCGGGCUCCUGAAAUCCCCGUCCAUGAUGGGCCACUCGGUGCAGCUGAUGCAGGGCGAGGAGGAGCUUCUGCGGCAGAAUGGCGCUGCCAUCGCCCACUGCCCCCUCUCCAACUUCUUCUUUGCCAGCGGGGCGCUGCCGGUGAAGCAGCUGCUCAAGCGUGGGGUGAAGGUGGCUCUGGGCACGGACAUCGCCGGAGGGUACUCGCCCUCCAUGCUGACUGCCAUGCGGUCCGCCGUGAUGGCGGCCAAGACGCUGCAGUUCCGCCACGUCAAGGGCUGCGCCUUUGGGACGGAGUCGGAGGCUCCCAGCGCGAAAAGGGCCAAAAACGCGGAGGCUCCAGCAGGCAGCAGCGAGGACGAGCUGAGCCACUUCGAGGCGCUGUACUUGGCCACCAAAGGCGGCGCGGAGGCGCUGGACCUGGGGCAUCUGCUGGGCAGCUUCGAGGUGGGGUGCCGCUUCGACGCCCUGCGGCUGCGGAGCCAGGUGGGCCCAAUGGCGUCGUUCCCGGCGUCCAGCCAGGCAGACAUGCUUCUCAAGAUCAUCACACUGGGGGAUGACCGGAACGUGAAGCAAGUCUUUGUGGACGGCGAAUUGGUGCACUCACUUUGAGCGAGCCAGGUGGUUGCUGCCCAAACGGGACUUCCGCCGCCAGAAGGGCUGGCCUUGAAGGCAAGCCUAAGUACUAGAGGUGGUUGUUGCCCCAAGCAGGACUUCCGCCCCUUAGGAGAGGCUGGUAGAAGGAGGGGAAGGCCUGGCGAUGUUGCAAAAGAAGAACCGCCGAAGCUGAAUUCGCGCGGGUGGAUUCGAUCAUGAUACUGUGGAU